Messenger RNA from Pneumocystis carinii B80, 1302 nucleotides. RefSeq lists its product as hypothetical. Gene Ontology annotation, biological process: fungal-type cell wall biogenesis; carbohydrate catabolic process. The coding region runs from base 47 to 1258 and encodes 403 amino acids. The transcript has 5 exons. NCBI's taxonomy places the organism in Eukaryota, Fungi, Ascomycota, Pneumocystomycetes, Pneumocystales, Pneumocystaceae. The record is from RefSeq and is a predicted model, not a curated record. Gene Ontology annotation, molecular function: mannan endo-1,6-alpha-mannosidase activity.
UACAGAAAGUAUCAAGAGAACGGCUUCAUUUAUUACAGAGAAUGUUAUGUAUUAUUUUUCUGGAACACCUGGCUUAUUUAAGGGACCUGUUUAUUGGUGGCAAUCAGGAGCAGCAUGGAACUCACUUCUUGAUUAUUCUCGUUAUACAGGCGAUAAAAAAUGGAAUAAGCUUAUUAUCGAAGCAAUUCUUUCGCAGGCAGGAGAAAAUAGAGACUUAUUACCUAUACAAUUUAGAUUAUCACAGGGUAACGAUGAUCAAACAUUUUGGGCUUUUACAGCUAUGACUGCUGCAGAAACAAACCUUGAGAACCCCCCGCCCGAUCAACCACAAUGGCUGGAGCUUGUUCAAGCAGUAUUCAAUGAACAGGUUGACCGUUGGGAUGAUCAGAAUUGUCGUGGUGGUUUGAGAUGGCAAAUUUUUCCAUAUAAUUUAGGAUAUACGUACAAAAAUACUGUUUCUAAUGGAGCAUUUUUUCAAUUAGCUGCGCGUCUUGCUCGCUAUACAAAUAACGAAACAUAUGCAAAAUGGGCGGAAAAAGCAUAUAUUUGGAUGGAAGAUAUAAAGUUUAUUAAUUUAACAACAUAUGCUGUUUAUGACGGUGCAGAGAUACCUAAUUGUUACCCAGUAACUCGUGUGCAAUGGAGCUAUAAUAAUGGUCUUCUUAUGGCUGGUUCAGCUUUUAUGUAUGAUUUUACAAAAGACCCUAAAUGGAAAGAUAGGGUUUAUCGUUAUAUUUUUAAAGCAAAAAAAUCAUUUUAUAGAAAUAAUGGGAUUUUAUGUGAACCUGCAUGUGAAUUUAUUAAGACGUGUAACCAGGAUCAAAUGUCAUUUAAAGCAUAUCUUUCAAGAUUUAUGGGAUAUACUAUGAAUUUAAUGCCCGAUACUAUCAGUCACAUUUUACCGCUUCUUAAAACAUCUUCUAUGGCAGCAGCAGGUGCAUGUAGUGGUCCACCAUCUGGCUAUCAUUGUGGAAUGAAUUGGCAAGCUUCUAAUUAUGAUGGAUGGGACUCCUUAGGCUCACAAAUGAGUGCUUUGGAAACUAUGCUAGCAAUUUUGGCGCCAAAUGCUAUGAAACCAUUAACAAGUGAUACAGGAGGUACUUCGAAGGCUGAUCCAAAUAAUGUAUAUAGAGAUAGGUCACUAUAUUUUCUGGGUGAUAUUAGACCACCUACUAUUGCAGAUAAGGUUUUUGCGGGACUUUUAACUGCAUUAGUUGUUAUAGGAGCUCUAGCAUUUUUUGCAUGGCUUGUUGUAUAAGAAUAUUUUGCAUUUGUUUUUGGAUUUUAUAUGAAAUAAUUACU